Messenger RNA from Brassicogethes aeneus, 1705 nucleotides. The record is from the annotation of a GenBank genome assembly. Lineage: Eukaryota; Metazoa; Arthropoda; Insecta; Coleoptera; Nitidulidae.
AAAGUUCUAAAAGGACAUUCUCAAUUAAUUUAAAAACCAUAAAGUCGAAAUUGCUGUAGCAAGAAAAUGUAUAAUUAAUGUCCGUUUUGCAGGCAACCCAAGGAACAAAUGUGCACUCCAGCCAGGACAUUCCCUUAUGGACUGGAUCCGGUUGGGAAAUUCCGGAAAGGAUCUCACCGGAGUUGGGGCGAAGGCGGGGCGACUAUCGGUGACAUCCAAGGAAUUGGCCAACCACGAUAAAGAGGACGAUUGUUGGUUAGCUAUACGAGGGAAGGUUUACAACGUCACGGAAUAUUUGCCUUUUCAUCCGGGUGGAGUGGAGGAAAUAAUGAAGGGGGCUGGAAAAGACGCGACCGCAAUUUUUGAUCAGGUUCACGCAUGGGUAAACUACGAAUCAAUCCUACAAAAAUGUGUGGUUGGUCGAUUAGUCUCCAUAGAUCCCAGUAUCAACAGAGAAGAUCUAUUUUUAGGCAAGGAUUCCUUCAUAGUACCAAAAACGUCCCUUAAAACGCCGUCCCUGUUGAAAACCCCCACCAACUCCCCGAAAGAAAAUCCUCAGAACACCAAAGAAACUCCACUUAACACCAAUGAAUCGCUAAGCAUACCGACAACUCCCUUGGACGACUCGCUGCCUUUACCGCGAUUCGAUUGGAUACAGAAACUGAACUCCAUAACCGUUAUUUUUUACACGGGGGCUUUUUCGAACCCCUGCGUUGAAAUCACGCCUCCGACCGCGGAAAAUGAAGUCAACGUGGUUUUGACGUAUUUAAACACGUGUUUCACGAACGAACUGAAGUUGCUACAAAAAGUGCUGUUUCCGCCGAAAAUUAAAGUUUACUGUGAGACCGGCAAAGUGGAACUAGUUUUCAAUAAAAUCUCGAGUGAGAUUUGGGAUAAUUACGGUAUUCUGCGACAAAAUAGCGACAAAAUUACACCUGGGAGCGACAGGACGGCGUUUGUUCUGGCAGAAAAGACGCAAGUCAACCACAACACCUAUCUGUUGAAGUUCGACAGGACAAAUCACUGUCGCUACAUCGUCCCUAUAGGAAAACAUGUCAGGAUUUUCAUGGAUACACAAGGAACUGAAAUAUCGAGGAGCUACACCUCAGUACCGGACUCACUCUUUACAAAUUUCGGCCCUAAAAAUGAAACCUCCGACUCCUUGUGUCUUAUGGUAAAAAGAUACCAACAUGGAAUUUUGAGCCAAUACAUCACAGAUUUAAAAAUGGGAGACACCCUCUACACAUCUCGGCCUCUGGGUAACUUCAAGCUGCAAAGGCUGGAAAAGUUGGAUAAGUUUAUAUUGUUAGCUGCUGGUACUGGGAUCACCCCUAUGCUUAGUUUGAUAGUGUUCUUAUUGGAGAGGAGGAUCAAGAAAUGUCAAUCCAUAGCCUUACUGUUUUUCAAUAGAAGGAAAGAAGAUAUUAUUUUUGAAAAACAGCUUACAGAUUUGUCAGAAACAGAUAAAAGAUUACGAAUAGACCACGUGCUAUCCGAUGCAGAAGAAAGCUGGCAAGGACUUCGUGGCCACGUGAAUGCCUCGCUCCUUAAUUCCACGAUCCAAAAGGACUUAAAAGACUCAAUAUACACCACGAAGGACAUGUUCGUGUGCGUGUGCGGUCCGAACGCGUUUAACGACCUAGCGGAAAAACUUCUGGUGGAAAUCGGGUUUUCCGCCGACCAACUGCACUGUUUCCAAGGAUAG